Phytophthora sojae is the source of this 450-nucleotide messenger RNA. RefSeq lists its product as hypothetical. The annotation marks the transcript as partial. The transcript has a single exon. NCBI's taxonomy places the organism in Eukaryota, Oomycota, Peronosporomycetes, Peronosporales, Peronosporaceae. The record is from RefSeq and is a predicted model, not a curated record.
CCUGCUCCAGCUACUGCCUCUACGCUGGCAGGCUGCGCGCUCAACUGGUACAUACACCAAAUAUGGGAAUCUGUGAAAGGUAAGAAGGAACAAAACAAGCGGGCAGACGCAAAAGCAGCAGUGAAUAGCAUGCUCGUACUGUACCAGACUCCUUGCACAAUCCUCAAGCCACCGCAUCGAUCCAACGGCGACGCGUACCAGACUUGGAAGCACGACCUCUGGGAGCUGGCGCUCUUGCUGGAUCACACUGCUAACGAGCGUCUUGGCAGCUUCGACGGCAAGAAGCCGACCACAAAAGCUUCGUCGCUCCGCAAGCGCUGGCGAGCAUUGCGAGCAUCGCAUCCAGAGGCGUACAAAGCACUCGGUGCACAGUAUCUUGCGUUGAAGGCGAGUGGCUCCAUCUCCGACGAGUACACACCUGCAACGCAUCAGUGGACGGCCAAUGAUCUU